AUGGCCUCCUAUCCAGACUUCGAUACCCUACAAAAGGUAGCCGGCCAACCUCUGGGCAACGCAUGGGGGUUUUGGGGUCCCAACGACGAACUUGGCUCUCUCAAUUAUCUCACACCUGAGGUGGUCCGUAACGCGGCCAAGGAGAUUAAGACUGGCGUCAGCAUUCAGCUAGAUAUGCGUCUUGAUGCCUUCGAGUAUCGUAUCGGCGGCCGUGAAGCAUUUGAGCAUCGAAUCAAGGACUUCAAGGACAACGAAGACUACAACUUAUAUGCCCACGACGAUGUUCUGACUUUCAAUACACAGGGCAGCUCGCAAUGGGACGGUCUCAGGCACGUUGGGCUGCAGCAGUCUGCGGUGUACUACAAUGGGCUCAAGCAUGCAGAUGUUCGACGGGACAGUCAUAGUGGCAAGCUUGGAAUACAAAACUGGGUUGAACGAGGCGGUAUCGUUGGUCGUGGGAUUUUACUAGACUAUCAUCGCUGGCGAGAAGAAACUGGGAGGGCACCAGCCAAGGCAAAUUCAUCCGUUGCUAUAACCACAUCAGAGCUCGAAGCAGUGGCGCAGCAUCAAGGCACCAAGUUCUGCGUCGGUGAUAUCCUCAUCAUCCGUUCCGGCUUUUCAGUCUGGUACCAACGCGCUCCGCAAGCCGAGCGAACCGAGUCACUACAACACUACGAGUUCGUGGGCCUAGAGCGAUCCAUGGAGUCUGUGAGAUGGCUUUGGAACCACCAUUUUGCGGCGGUCGCCGGCGACACUGUCGGGUUCGAAUGCAAUCCUGUUGACUUCCACGACAAGGAUACUGUCAAGUUACAUGAGUGGUUACUUGUGCAUUGGGGAACUCCGAUCGGGGAGCUGUGGGAUCUUGAGAAGUUGUCGGCGACUUGUGCGGCACAGAAGUCGUGGUCUUUCUUUCUAACAAGCGCUCCGCUGCAUGUAUUCGGAGGGGUUGCUACACCAUCAAAUGUGAUCGCUGUAUUAUAG
Messenger RNA from Cyphellophora attinorum, 981 nucleotides. RefSeq lists its product as uncharacterized. Gene Ontology annotation, molecular function: arylformamidase activity. The transcript is spliced from 3 exons. Lineage: Eukaryota; Fungi; Ascomycota; Eurotiomycetes; Chaetothyriales; Cyphellophoraceae. The record is from RefSeq and is a predicted model, not a curated record. Bases 1 to 981 code for a protein of 326 amino acids.